AGUGAAUGUGAUUUCGGUAUAAAAACGUUUGUGGCAACUGCAGUGAAGUCAAAGCACUUUUGACGAGCCUUCCAGCGCAGUUACCGCUAUUAAGUCGCGAAUUCGAAGUCAUGACGAUCACCCACGCCUCCUUCGCAGCCGUUGUUUUGGCCCUCUGCUGCCUUAGUUUCAUUCAGGCCCAGCCACAACGUGGACUUCCUCCACCACGAGGCAACUCCUUCGAUGCGAAUGCCGUGAUACUGAAGCAGAACUUCGAUCUGAAUCCCGAUGGCUCCUAUCAGUACAACUACGAGACAAGCAAUGGAAUCCGAGCUGAUGAGGCUGGCUAUUUGAAGAACCCGGGCAGCCAAAUUGAGGCUCAGGUAAUGCAGGGCUCUUACUCGUACACCGGACCCGAUGGCGUCGUCUACACCAUCACCUACAUUGCUGAUGAGAACGGAUACCGUGCCGAAGGUGCCCAUAUACCCACUCCACCGCCAGUUCGCGCCGCCGCCGCUCCCGGAAGAUUCUUCAAGUAAUCCGCAUCGUUUUCAAAUCAUGUUCUAAUUCUUCAUCGUUAUGCUCAAGUUGGCAAUCAUAUAUCGCGGCGGGUCAGUUUUACAAACUGGCCAAAAAGUGAACCAGAGAUAGACAGGAGAGAGAUAGAGCAGCUGCUCGUCGGAGUUCCAUUAUCCCAUCCACAAAAGAUUUCCGUUUAACCUCCUGUCCACCCACCCCCCAAAAAAUCAUCCUUCCCUUCGUGCUUCAUCUGUGCAUUUCUACAGCCAAUCCAAUUUCUAUUCUACAUUCUACAAUCUACAAUCUACACUCUACACUCUACACUCUACUUAGUGUCUAACGAACUGUGUGUGAGAUAAACAUUUGUAAAAUAUGUAAAUUCGAUUGUUAAAAUGUCGUACGGCAACGCAUGCUCAGCAAUAAAACAAAAAUUGCACAAAAAUCAA
This is a messenger RNA of Drosophila eugracilis, 944 nucleotides long. RefSeq names its product cuticle protein CP14.6 (gene Cpr47Ea). NCBI's taxonomy places the organism in Eukaryota, Metazoa, Arthropoda, Insecta, Diptera, Drosophilidae. Gene Ontology annotation, molecular function: structural constituent of chitin-based larval cuticle. Gene Ontology annotation, cellular component: chitin-based extracellular matrix. The transcript is spliced from 4 exons. The record is from RefSeq and is a predicted model, not a curated record. Bases 111 to 518 code for a protein of 135 amino acids.